CCACACGGAGAGCUCGGCUUGGCUAGAAGCUAUCCAGAGCUGCUGGUCAACGAUCAUUGAUCCACGAGUCCACAAGAGCUGUCAAACGUCGACGAACAAUUAUUCCUGGUGCGAUCGAUGUGCCUCACGCGCGUCCUUCUCCGGAGCUGACCGUUGGCGAAUGUUUGGAAAUCCCGGAUUUUGCAUUCGUGAGAGAUCAUGUAUGAGUCAGUGAGGAGUCAUUCGUGAAGCAGUGAACUACGUCGAGCAUUUAAGUCCGUCGCGGAAUGAGCAGAUAGCUCUUGUUCAGAAAUAUCGAAAUCUUGUUAUUGCGGAUCCAAGCAGUGUGCUAAUCGACGUAUAAGGUGAUCGAUCGACGUUUAAGAAUGACAGUAAUAAGGAUGACCUCGCCGGUCACGCCUGCAUCGACCAGUCCGGACUCGUCAGACGAGACUCAGGCGUUGCAGGCAAGUCCUAAACCGGCUCAUCGAUUGAGCUUCUCUGUCGCGGCUCUGCUAGCCGAUACUAGAAAAUCGUCAGAGUCCUCGACAAGACAGGACGCGAUUCUAACAUCACCCAGAUCGUCACCGAUCGUAUCGUACGCGAUUCGACAGGAGCCUCGUAUGCUGAAGCAUCCAUGUGAUUUCAAAACAUCAAGAUACACUUUAGCAUCGUCGCCCAAUCUUAAUCAAGACGCUAGAUUGAUUCGUUGCGUCUCUCCUCACAAUACUUCGGAGCCCAGAACUCCGCCGAGAUAUCCCGAAGCGAUCGAUUAUGCUUGCAAUAUCGAAUCACCCGGCAGAAGAUCAACCUCUGGUAGCUUGGAUUACCGCAUGCAUCCAUCCACCGACGCUAGUACCACACCAGAACCUAUGGUAGGCUGUUCUUCGUCUCCGAAGAUCGGCAAUCAUCAGGACGCCGGCUCGCAAUCACCGAGAAGCAGCUCUCACGGUGAGGCUCAUUCGAGGUGUUCGGAAACGGACGAUAUCGAAGAGGAUGAUGAGAGCAGACUGGUUGACGUGGAAGAUCUUCAGCAUCAUCCGUCCAGCCCAACUCCCGUUAGGCCGACACCGGCGUAUCUUGGUGGUUUCGCUACCAUCAGCGGUAUCCCGGAGAUCCCUAGUCUUCAUCCCGCAGUCUGGGGCGGCGGACAUCAAAAUGCAGCCGCAGCCGCUGCGGCGGCUGCAGCGGCCGCAGCCACAGCCACAUUCUUCCCUUCUCACUUCUCUCAUCAUGCUCCUCUAAACGAGAACGGCGAACCAGCUAAGAUUAAGUGCAACCUGAGGAAACACAAGCCAAACCGAAAGCCCAGAACGCCCUUCACGACCCAACAGUUACUGGCCCUCGAGAAGAAAUUCAGAGAGAGGCAAUACUUGAGCGUUGCCGAGAGGGCAGAGUUCUCGUCCUCAUUGCACCUCACGGAGACACAGGUAAAGAUCUGGUUUCAGAACCGACGUGCCAAGGCGAAACGUUUGCAAGAAGCGGAAAUCGAGAAGCUGAGAAUGUCGGCCGUGAGACAGCAUCAUACGGCGCUAUACGGCUCGCAUCCGGGGAUCUUAACCCCCGCGGGACUUUAUCCCGUAGGAAUGCUGUCUCAUCCCGGUUUGACGCCUCAUCACGCAAUCGCUCAGCAUCCUGCGAGGGAAUGAGAGCAACAAAUGUUCGAUACCGGUUAGAAACUGGUUGAAAUGAAUCUGUCGUCGAAUCUCACAUCAAGAAUAAUUUCGGCUACGCGAAAAGGGCAGGCUUAAAAAUUACUGCAGUUGAUAAAUAAUAUUAAAAUGAUCUCGAGAAAAAAAAGGAGAGAGAGAGAGAGAGAGAGAAAGAGAGAAAUUUCGUCAUCGGUUUUAUAUACUUUUUCCAGUAUUAGUUUAAUAAAGAAGUGAAGGCUCACAAGUCUGUUAAGAAAUUCGUCUGUGCCAAUGUCGCCCGUCUUGAAAAGGCUGGAAACUAUUGUAAAUAGAAUUGUAAAUAUUAUUCAUGUACGCGUUAAUUACUUUGUACAUAAAUACCUAGUGAUACCUAUUUGAGAAAUGGGGUUGCAUUUGCAUCGCUGAAUGCAAGUAAUAAAACGAAUGAAUCUUGGUAGUUUAGAGAGAAUUCUUUUUCCAAUUUUGUAUAAAUGUAAAGCAAGCAUAAUGACGAUCAGAAGAAUUUAUUUAAU
This is a messenger RNA of Acromyrmex echinatior (Panamanian leafcutter ant), 2143 nucleotides long. RefSeq lists its product as uncharacterized. Lineage: Eukaryota; Metazoa; Arthropoda; Insecta; Hymenoptera; Formicidae. The record is from RefSeq and is a predicted model, not a curated record. Gene Ontology annotation, biological process: embryonic morphogenesis; regulation of transcription by RNA polymerase II. Gene Ontology annotation, cellular component: nucleus. Gene Ontology annotation, molecular function: RNA polymerase II transcription regulatory region sequence-specific DNA binding; DNA-binding transcription factor activity, RNA polymerase II-specific.